CUCUCUCUCUCACUCACCGUCCGUCGAUCGUUCUGAAGUAACCAUGCCGCAGGGAGAUUACAUUGACGAGCACAGGAAGAGGUAUGGAUAUCGCCUCGACCACUUCGAAAAAUUGCGCAAGAAGAAGGCGCGUGAAGUUCACAAACACUCCACCAUGGCUCAGAAGUCUCUAGGUAUCAAGGGUAAGAUGAUUGCAAAGAAAAACUAUGCUGAGAAAGCUCUCAUGAAGAAAACAUUGAAAAUGCACGAGGAGAGUUCAUCAAGGCGUAAAGCUGAUGACAACGUUCAUGAGGGAGCUCUUCCUGCUUAUCUCCUUGAUCGUGAAAACUCCAAUCGGGCCAAGGUUCUUAGCAACACCAUAAAACAAAAGAGAAAAGAGAAAGCCGGGAAAUGGGAGGUCCCUCUGCCAAAGGUCCGUCCCGUGGCUGAAGACGAAAUGUUCAGAGUGAUCCGAUCUGGGAAGAGGAAGACAAAACAAUGGAAGAGGAUGGUUACGAAAGCUACAUUUGUUGGACCUGGUUUCACAAGGAAGCCACCAAAGUAUGAGCGUUUCAUUCGCCCGUCUGGGCUGCGUUUCACCAAGGCCCACGUCACUCACCCUGAACUAAGAGUCACUUUCUGUCUUGAGAUCAUCGGAGUCAAGAAGAAUCCUAACGGUCCAAUGUAUACAUCACUCGGUGUCAUGACCAGAGGAACAAUCAUUGAGGUCAAUGUGAGUGAGCUUGGUCUUGUUACACCAGCUGGAAAAGUUGUCUGGGGGAAAUACGCUCAAGUGACCAACAAUCCAGAGAAUGAUGGAUGUAUAAAUGCAGUUUUGCUUGUGUAAUCAAAUCUCCGGCAAUCUCAGGGUGAGAUGGAUAGAGACAAGAGGAAGGCACACAGUUUUGUGUUAUGUCAUCACAUUAAGUAGCUUUUAUAGCUUACUAAGUUAUGAAAUUUUUAAAUUUGUUGUUUUUAAUCCAAGUUGUUAAAUUUGUUGCUUCUUAUACAUUUU
Messenger RNA from Eutrema salsugineum, 994 nucleotides. RefSeq names its product ribosome biogenesis protein NSA2 homolog. The record is from RefSeq and is a predicted model, not a curated record. NCBI's taxonomy places the organism in Eukaryota, Viridiplantae, Streptophyta, Magnoliopsida, Brassicales, Brassicaceae. The transcript is spliced from 9 exons. The coding region runs from base 44 to 826 and encodes 260 amino acids. Gene Ontology annotation, biological process: maturation of 5.8S rRNA; maturation of LSU-rRNA. Gene Ontology annotation, cellular component: preribosome, large subunit precursor; nucleolus.